Messenger RNA from Verruconis gallopava, 1643 nucleotides. RefSeq lists its product as uncharacterized. The record is from RefSeq and is a predicted model, not a curated record. The transcript has a single exon. Gene Ontology annotation, molecular function: oxidoreductase activity. Lineage: Eukaryota; Fungi; Ascomycota; Dothideomycetes; Venturiales; Sympoventuriaceae. The coding region runs from base 93 to 1139 and encodes 348 amino acids.
CUAAACUCCCUAUCCGUGUGAGAGUUGUUACGGCAGUUGCUCUGUGACACUCCCUCUUGCCGUUAUUACAGGUCCUCUUUAACAAAGCAAACAUGCUCUUACCAUCAGGGAAGCAAUGGAUUAUAGAACCCGCGAAGGGGUUCGAUGGGCUGCAGCUAAAACACAAUAUUCCUACCCCGAAUCCAAAGAACACUGAGUGCGUGAUCAAGUUUGAAGCCGUGUCCCUCAACUAUCGUGACAUAGCUAUGCCUCUGGGCGAAUAUCCCAGCAAGCUUCACGAAUGUUUUGUUCCAUGUUCGGAUGGCGCUGGCACAGUCGUUUCCGUUGGUCCAUCCGUCACGAAAUUCAAGGUUGGUGACAAGGUCACGCCGUGCUUUCUCCAAGGCCACGAUGAUGGCGAGCUGACGCCGGAAAAACGUGGGACAAGUCUAGGACAUCCUCGAGACGGAGUGUUGAGACAGUAUGCACUCUUUGAAGAAUCAGGUCUUGUGGCUGUUCCAGAGUAUCUGUCUACAAUCGAAGCAUCGACAUUCCCUUGUGCUGCCGCCACGGCUUGGAAUGCCCUAUUCGGUCUUGAGGGACGCCAGUUACAACCCGGACAGAGCGUUUUGACGCAAGGAACAGGGGGCGUGUCGUUGUUCGCCAUUCAAAUCGCACUUGCUGUGGGUGCUAUGGUGAUCGCUACGACAUCAUCAACGGAGAAAGAAGAAAUGCUCAAACAGCUUGGCGUACAGCACACGAUAAACUAUAGGACUGACCCUAACUGGGGGGAGACAGCCAAGAGGCUGUCCCCGGAUGGAUUGGGGGUGCACCAUGUCAUUGAGGUCGCCGGUGACUCAGGACUCCCACAAUCCAUAAAAGCAGUUCGCCUGGAAGGCACCAUCUCCGUAGUAGGUUUCUUGGGUGGCAUAGGGAGUCGGGGUGUUAGCUGCACGGAGGUUAUGUUCUCAUCGUGUGUGAUCAGGGGAAUGCACGUUGGCUCGAGGAAGCAGCUAGAAGAUCUGUUUCGAUUUUCCGAGGAGCACAGGCUUAGACCAAUUGUUUCUCACCCAACUUUUACGUUUGAUGAUGCCAGGGCUGCAUUUGAAUCCUUGAAGAGCCAGUCAACGUGGGGAAAGAUUGUUCUUCGGCUCGAAUAACGAAAAUGGUGAGCUAGAACAGCCAGUUCGACGUAUAUGAGCUACAUCGAACGGGUCAAGUCCAAUCGAGCAGAUUAUCAAAGACUUUCAUGAGAAAUGUCAUCAGCUCACUGAGGUUCCUCAGCUUCUUAAUGUUUCCCACUAUUCUAGAAUGACGCCGAUCAACUUUGCGAUUUCAGCUCGUCAGAGCACUGCUCUCUUCUGAUUCGAUGGAACAGACGUGCGAAAUUCGGGAAUUUCUACAGCGGCAGAGCUCCAUAACGGCCAUUUCAUAUAAAAGCUGUACAAAUCCUUCCCAGAGUGUUUCUUACGAGAACCAAAGGAUUACAGCCAUGCCAUGGCCGUAGGCAAACUCUUCGAUACUAUGGCCCAUUUGCUCAAAUUAUACAAUACAUUUGACGUCCUGGUAAAGUCCGUCCCUUUGUUCACAACCAAGUCUUGGCAUUCAGUACAAAUUUGACUUGUUGCGUUGAUGGACUUGCUACUAGUUUUGUAGAGCAAAAG